AUGGACCUCGGCUUCUCCUCCGCCGAUCUUAAGCUCAUCUCUCGCACAUGUCCAAACCUGAGACACCUGACCUUUGCCACGACGAAGCCACCGUUCACCCAUCUAAAUGUAGAACAAAUGUUGAGAAAAGCACCAAAUCUGAUUACCCUGACUGUCCUCGAUUGCGACGAGGAGUGGUUGGAGGUUGCCUUAACUCCCCUACGCCAAGGGAGCUGUCCUCUAUUACAGCACUUUGAGAUACACGAUUGCAGCAAGAAUUGGUCGUUGGACGUUCUUCGCGACAUCGGUGAAAACUGUUCGAACAUUGUGUCCUUGAAAUUACACCAACGGAUCAGCAGCCUUAGGCUGGCCAGAAUGAUUACAAGAUCUUUCCCAAAUUUACGAUCUUUUGAGUGCAAAUACGUCAACGACACCGGUCUGCAAGAGCUCAUCACCGGACUGCAGAAUCUCAAAUCUUUAAGCUCACAAUUUGAAAAUGACAUCACCGACGAAGUCGCCGAGUCGUUGGCGGGUCGAUUUGCAAAACUGGAGUCACUUAGGAUAAGGACUAUCAAUAAACAGGACUAUUCCCUAUUCUCUGCGGCCUUUGCAAAACACCAGCCUUGCCUGCGGCAACUUUACCUGGCCGCCUUGCACAUCCGAGACGCCACGUUAGAGACGAUUGUGGAGAAUUGUCAUUACCUGGAAUCCAUCGAAAUUUUCAUGUGCUUCUAUUUAACCGAUGCCUCAAUCAAAGCAAUAACUCGGCAUCGCAACACAAAGCUCAAGCACCUCAUGAUCGCAUAUAAUGCUUAUAUUACCGACGAGAGCAUGGAGGAGGUUGCCAACUGUUGUACCCAACUAAGAUCUAUAAUCAUUAUAUCGUGUACGAAGUUGACCGAUCAGCCGUUCAUCAACAUCGCGAAAGAAUGCAAAUUGUUAGAAGAGUGCACGAUUCGACAUCACUCGUGGCAUGCCAUGGCGUCGAUGGUGCACACCUUGUCCGCCCGCAACAAGGGAACCCUGAGGGUUUUGAAAGUCUAUGAGGCUUGCGUCAAAGAUUUAGUGAUCAAAAAAUCGAAUUAUAAAAUCGACGCGGCCGCCUUAGAAAGGCUCGCGGUGAGGUGUCCAAAUAUUAAGACAUUAGUUCUCAAAUGUAGGUUGCAAGAGAAGGAUCAAAACAAGCUCGUCAGGGCGAUUUGUAAAUUUAAGAAUCUAGAAGAAUUACAACUAUCAUCAUCGGAGAAAUUUACAUCUGACGAAAUAAACCGGUUGGAAAGACAUCGGAGAUUAAGAUAUGUCACCCUCAUCCACGGAUUCACCCCCGAAAAUCAGGCACGCAUUCAACAAGCAUCAAGACACGAACAUUCGACAAGGAUGAACAUUACUCUCAUUAACCCG
Acaulospora colombiana is the source of this 1380-nucleotide messenger RNA. Lineage: Eukaryota; Fungi; Glomeromycota; Glomeromycetes; Diversisporales; Acaulosporaceae. The record is from the annotation of a GenBank genome assembly.